Molecule: messenger RNA, 3611 nt
Organism: Galendromus occidentalis (western predatory mite)
Lineage: Eukaryota; Metazoa; Arthropoda; Arachnida; Mesostigmata; Phytoseiidae
Exons: 1
Coding region: 1-3540 (1179 amino acids)
Source: RefSeq, a predicted model, not a curated record
AUGGAUCCAGAUUUCGUGAAGAGCUUGAUCGAUCAAAACGGUGUUCCUGAAUCCGGGAGACUCGAACGUAUUUACCGUGAAGGAGCUUCGCUCGAUCCGGAGGAGUUCAAAGCCGCCGUGGAGACACUGCGAUACUCGACUCGUUUCCCUCGUCUGCUGGCAGCCCUGAUCGAUGUAUCCAAGAACGAUGAGUUGGCAAUCGAAGAAAUUUUCCUCGAAGACGCGGUCACGCCGGACAUCGUCACGGGCUUCAAAUGGCUCUACACGACCGAGAACAAGGGUCUCAUAAACGAAGAUUUCGUCAAAAACCUUCUGCCGACAGUCAGCUGCUCGAAGCAGAAGCGAAUCUGCAACAAGAUAUCGAAAUGGGUCACCAACCUUGAUCUGGGCGACAGACUUUGGAGAAUCGUCAACUCGAGAUCGCAUGAGCUCUCCUCACUGCUCUUGGGGGCUUGCUCGGACAAAAUCAUUCUUGGAGAGAUCGAGAAAGAUGUGAAAUGUAUGAGCUCAGCUCAAAUGCUCGACAUCCUGAAAAAAAGAUUCGAGUCAGGAGUGGAACUCCUGCGGACCAUUGGCUUAGCUGGGAAGCUCAAGAGCUCCCGCCUGAAGACCCAUGACUUGUUCCACUACAUCCUCGAGAAAAACCUCGCUGUUGGUCUUGAGCUCAUCCACAGUAUUCGCAUGCAAUUGUUUUUUGGCCGGAAGCUGACUCGGAAACUCAUCCAGAUCGCGAGCAGCGACAAAUCCAAAGUACCUAAUGUCGUCAAGCUGACGGAGACCAUCAAUCAGAAGACACUGGCGCGAUACGCCUCCGGAGAUCUUUAUCUGAAGUGUUUCCUGGCCAGGUUCAAGCGCGAAGCUUUCAACGACGAAUUUGAGAUGUUGAAGUGGCUCAAUCAUCUGAGAGACGAUGCCAAGCUUGAGGUCUUACGGAGUUGGUUCGAGGAGUUUUACGGCUCGGCUCUGGUGGACCAAGCGGAGGAGAUUCCGGAAUCAUUCCUCUUCCUGCUCGACGAGAAAAUCCUCGGGGAUGUCAUUAGAAUACGCAUCGCCUCACAGAAGGCAGAAGGAAAACUUUCGGACACGAAGCUUAUGCGGUUGCAAUCUGCUUUGCCAGACGACGAGGAGAGUUUCACCCUACAGCUUGAGCGACUCAAAGGGGAAAGCAACUUCGAAAACCGGCGGUCGAUCUACGAGAACAUGCUGCGCUCAGUUAGUCUCUUGAGAAGGCCACAGUUCCUCGAGAGGAGGCUCCAGUUCCUCGUUAAGAGAACUCGUAACGAGCACAUAUUUCCAAAGACAAUUCUCGAACAUUUGGUCGAGACUAUGCGGGAAGAUUACAGAUUCAAAUUCAAUGAGAAGAUCUGGCCCCUUGUGAAAGAAAUAGUUGAUCUCCGAAUAUUGCUCGAUGGCAAGAAGUUGGACGGGGUCCACAGCGAGAUUCUCAUGCUAGGACUGAGGGAUAUCGGUUUCGACCAGGCCGAUUUCUUAUCAGCGGUGAUGAAUCUCCUGAAUGAAGUCCUGAAACGCACUACGUACUGGCCGAUGUCUGAUCUGCCGAAAGACAAGGAGCAGUUCUUCUGGAAAAAUGUGCUGGCCUACUAUGAAGCUCUCGAAGAAACGCUCGAGGUCGCGAAUGGCGGCCCGUGUCCUCGUUAUCUGGAAAGGCUAUAUAACAAUCUGAAAGAUAGUCCAGACGCCACCAGAGGACUUCUUCCCGCUUAUCCGCUAACAAUGCGUGUUCUGAAACUCAUCGUCAGUCCUGAAAGGGACGGCAAUAAUUUCCCGACUUACCACUCCUUUGCAUACUUCACGAUCUACGAUUAUGUCAAGCCCCUGCUCUCCGCCGAAGACGCCAUCCAUCCGGACAUCGUGGAACAACGUGAGCGGGAGGAGGCGGAGUUGGCGAAAGAGCGAGUCUGGAAGGAGUUCAAGAAAUCGAAAACCAUACGCGACGAGGUGCGGACGCUCUAUGCGGAAAAACGCCGGCAUAUCCAUUAUACGCAGCUCUGCGCUCGAGGUCUGGUAUACGCAAACAAAGAGCAGAUGGAGUUAUGGGAGGAGAUGCUGUCACUGGAAACGGACAAGGAGCUGUCAAGAGAUCGUGAGGGCUCUGCCUACGAGCUCCUCAUGGUUCUCCGCAGUCCACAGCAAACGCAGGCUGAAGCGAAGUAUCUGCACCCACCUAGAGCCAAGAUAGAUCCGGGCAAGGGAGAGGAGGAGAAUAACCUCGUUCUGCGACGAAUGAACUUCGUGAAGUCACUCCGUUAUUUCAACCGGAGCGGCCUCGCGGUUGAACUGAUCCUUCCGUUUAUGGCCGGCGACUAUAUGAGAAGCGCCCGACCCAGCUUCGACCGUCACCUGGCACGAGUCCCCACCCCACGAGUCGACGAGUUUCUCCGGGAACCCGGGCUGAAAAAGAACUCACCUCUGAACGUCAGGAAAACUAUGCUCAAAUCCUACUUCAGGAAUACCUUGAUGUUCGACGAUAAGAUAGUUCUCGACGUGAUGAAACAAGUCUCCACCGCUGACGAGCGCGACGAAAUCAAGAAUGAGACCCUGCUGGCGGCGUACGAGAUAGUGAAAAGCGUCGGCGAGGAGAGAGGCUGGCCUUUGGUCAAAACUUGCUUGGACGUAAUUACCGUCAAUGAUCGAAACUCGUUUUCUACUCUCAUGGAGAGAACCGGCAUCGAUGAUCUCAUUCCGGAGCAUCUCGAAUACCUCCUGAGAACCCUCGUCGGUCUGUGUGAUUUGAAACUUCAAUUGACCGGAUGUCCCGACCGGCGCCUGAUGGAUCGGAUCGCAACAGAUGUGAGGUGGAUGUCUCCGGAGUUUCUGUUCAGUAUGCUCGGCAAGAUUAAAUCGGAGCAUUGGAAAUCCGUGAGCGAGGCUCCGAAACUGGCGGCAAGCAUAGUUCUGCAUUGUGUGCCUCGGCAUGCGGAGGCGCUCAAAGGCCACUUGAAAACUUUCGCCGAUUCGAAAUUGACAGAGCUCACGAACUCGGGAAUUUUCACUAAAGAGAUCGUUGGGCGAUGCUCAUUGGGGAAAAUCGACAAUGCCGCACAAGUUCUCGACUUCCUCUCUCAAGUGUUCAAGGAACGGUCAUCCGAGUAUUCCCGAGAUGUCUUGCUCCUUGAGUUGGCAAGAGGUAUCUUGCCGCUAAUACCCCGAUCGUGGUGGGAUACAGAUCUCAAAACUGAGCUCCCUGGAAUCCUCCGCAGAGCCAUUCAGAUCACCGCAGGUUUCUUGGAGGGGGCAGGACUGCUGUUUGUUGAUUCAUUCACUAAAGACCUGCAAACGUCCCUUGAGCUUUCGCUCCCCAAGCUCUCGCCGUUCGCGGGUGUGGAACACUUUUGGAAUCGUUACCGAGCGGAAAUGACCCCAAUGGAGAUUGUCCUUUUAGUGAAACUUCUCGCCAAUGAUACUUUGCAGAGCACUCCGUCUACUAUCCGUUCCCUAGGAGAGUGCCUUGCAGAGCACCACGAUCCAGCAGUCAGAUUAGCGACCAGAGACUUAUUGCUCCUGCGCGACUUUCGUUAAUAUUCGUGUUCCGAUCGCUUGUCGCUGUCUUGAUUCUGGGAUCUGAUAGUUUGGUGCCAGAAUGGCUUCAC